AUGACGGAGUCUUCAUUGCCUGUUGCGACGAUCCGCCGCUGCCUCUACAGGGAUCUUGACCGGGUCAUUCCCAUCUACAAUCACUACGUUUCCAAUACCAUCGUGUCCUUGGACCUAGACACCAAACCUAUCCUAUACAUGCAAAAGUUGUACAACUCCGUCCUCGAUCAGGAUCUGCCCUUCCUCAUCGUAACCAUCAGCAACGAUCAUAACCCUGCUCGCAAAGAAGAAGACAUCAUAGGCUAUGCAUACGCAAACUUUUACCGCCGCCUGCCUGCCUUCGGCGGUACCGUCGAAAUUCUCAUCUACCUUGACCCAAAUGCCACGGGCCAAGGGAUUGGGAAGAGACUGCUGGACGUUCUGAUGGUGACGUUGAAGGAGGUCACUCCGGCCACAGACCGGGACCAUGGUAUCAGGGAGGUGCUGGCGAUUGUACCUGUGGAUGAAGGGCGUGAUGCUAGUGGAUUUUUUCGGAAAGGGGGGUUCGAGGACAGGGGAUUGUUGAAAGGAGUUGGGUGUGUCUUUUUGUUGGGGCUGCAUGCUAUCUUUUCGGGACCAGAAAGCUUCUUCACUCUCCAGCACCGUCUUUUUGUUUGGGUGAAAGGCCAGGGUUUGGCAGCAAAAGGAUUUUUCAGCUCUCUCAACUGGUCUCAUUUCUCGGGAUUACUUGGAAACAGCGACACUGACUCUGAAAUCUACGCAGGAAGAUGGGGAGGUGGGUUGACACAAGAACUUUUCAACGGUCCCUUGCUGAGGAGCCAAAGGAUGGAGAGAAGGGCGUGCAGAAGAAGAGACAGCCAAAGCGACACUGGUGGAGCUCUGUGUUUCGCCGGAGAUGACGGCUGGCAAGGCCGAUGGUACGGGACUAAUGAGAACGGUGCAUUGGAUACUACACUCCAGAGGAAUAGACGGAGAGCGAGGAUCAAGACUCGCAGGGAUUCGAUGUACAGGGCUGAUAUGCCGGGCUUCACUGCAGCGGGGAGGUAUUCGAUUUAG
This is a messenger RNA of Letharia lupina, 996 nucleotides long. RefSeq lists its product as uncharacterized. Gene Ontology annotation, molecular function: acyltransferase activity, transferring groups other than amino-acyl groups. Bases 1 to 996 code for a protein of 331 amino acids. Lineage: Eukaryota; Fungi; Ascomycota; Lecanoromycetes; Lecanorales; Parmeliaceae. The record is from RefSeq and is a predicted model, not a curated record. The transcript has 2 exons.